GUAGAACGCAGGGGAGCAAGUGAGGGUGACCCAUGAUGGCGGCCAGUGUGUGGCGCUCCCUUAUGUGUUUCAUGUAAGCUUGUGGCUCAGCGCAGGCAAGCGACGACCAAGCAUGAAGGGAACGCGCGGGUUACGGCGCCUGGUCUUGUGUACAGUGUCUAUAGACAGAUAGUAAGCUAGACCAUGUCGUGGGGCAGCGGCGGUGGGAGGCUGGUGGUGGGUGCAUUUCAUGGUGAGCGAGAAGGCCACCAGCAGCAGCAGGUGGGCGGGGGCGGCGAUGUGGACGAGGUUAUACAGCGGGCGUUGGAAACAUGUGAAACCCACCACCAGUUCAUCGCCUCGCAGGCAGAGCACCUGGAGCGACUGAGGUCCCAGUGUGCCACCAGCGCCCAGCUCACCCAGCAGGAGAUCCGCACGCUAGAGGGAAAGUUGGUGAAGCUGUUUAGUCUCCAGCUGGUGACCAAGCGUCACUUACCUACAGGUGUACCAUUACCCCUGGAGCUACAGCUUUACCCCUCCCUCAAGCAAUGGCUCCAAGUUGUUGGACUCUGCAAGGAUUCAGUUAAUGGUAUGUGCCAGCGAGUCUCAACACUUGAAGGACUGUUAGAAAAGAGAGAAAAUGAAUUACGGAACAUCCUUAGUGACUAUGGAGCAGAUCGGAGUGAAGCCCACAAGCUGGCUCGAGCUAUGCACAAUCUCAAGCGAUAUACAGAAGAUGGGGUUACCAGACUCACGCCCUUGGACUGGAGAGAGGGAUACUUCACUUCUCGAGCAGAGAUACAGAUGCAGGGUCAAGGUGGAGACUGGGGGAGUUCAGAAUUACCCCUUUACUGGGAUUCUUGGGAGCGUUCCUGUCCACCAUCUCCUCGUCCCAGCCACCGCACACAGCGAGAAUGUCGGUCAUCAGUGUCUUCUUCAGAUGGAGAUGGCGGUAGUGUGACCAGUGGGAGUACAAGUGGAGGAGCAUGGAGUGGAGAUGGAAGUCGAACGAGUGGUAGAGGGGUUCCAAUCAGUCAACGCAGCAGUGACGAUUCAUCCACUCCAUCAUCGCCCCCUCCCCCCUUUUCCUCAGUUCCUCCACUAAGUCCUGGUGGACCCUUCCAUGUAACCUCAAACCUCACCCUUUCUGGUAGUGGGUCCGUUUUCUCUGAGAAACGCUACACUCCCCCUCCCACACCUAAUAUAAUCCCCAAAGGCAAGUCUUCAGGUGAUAAGAAAUUCCCGACAACUCCUCCUCCUGGAAAAAAAUAUCAAACUUGUCUCCUCAACCCCAUGCCACCAUUAGGGCGGUCCACCUCUCAUGAAUCCCAGCUGGCACCUCGGGCUGAAGGCCACGAACAGCAGUCCUCAACACUCCUCAGUCAUUUUUUGUUAAGAAGAAAGUUAAAUAAUUUUUGGGUGGGCGGCAGCAUGGAGCAGCUGGGUACACGACGGACACGCCUUCACUCUGAGUCUGAAGCUUCGGGAACAGUAGAUAACACUGGUAAGAGACCUGAUGGAAGUAGGAGCAGGACUGACAUGCGGGAACUUAGGACGGCACAAAACUCUCCUGCGCCUUCCACUCUGGCCAGCCCAAUAAAGUCUCCGAACUAUCCAGAGGCUGCUGAAGAGGAGAAUUAUACAAACAAGUGUACCCUAGGUGUUCCAAAGUCACCACGUACCCCAACUCUACCCGGGUCCAUGGUCCACAACGUGCAACAUCGGUUUAUAAAAACCAUCAAGUCGGCAACCUGUGGCUAUUGCCAUCACAAGUUUACAAUUCUUAGUGGUAGUCUAAAGUGCAAAGAGUGCAGCUUUAAAUGCCAUCGUGAAUGUGAACCAAAGGUGCCACCAUCUUGUGGAUUGCCUCAUGAAUUUCUUCAGAUAUUUACUGAUUCUCUGAAGAAGGGCGGUAUGGACGGGAGCGGUGGGCUUCCUAGUCGGGGGACCCCAGGCGUGUCUCUCUCUCAUCUCAAUGAUGUAUUCCCCCCUCCACUACGGGACAGCCCUAUGUUCUCUUCCCAGCCAUCCAUUAACAUACCAUCCUUCCAGGGUCCAGACUCCAGUUCUAACACCUCCAGCUGUAAUUCCUCCACCCCCUCCAGCCCAGCUCCAAUUAUCUCUGCUUCUCCUGCACAGCAACAAGCAUUCCGCUUCCCAGUUACUCGAGGAUUCCACUUCCCAGAUUUUACUUUCUUCACAGAUGUGAAUGAUGAUACUGGAGACAUUCCCUUAGAGAUGCGGCCUCUUACGCAUAUCUCAGCCAGAUCUCUCCCCAAGGUUCCUGUGUCUUCCUCCUCCACACAUAGUGAUGUUAUUGACUCCCGCCAGUCGCAUGAUUCUGAUCGCACUGUGUCACAAACUUCAGGGUCUGGUAGUACAGGCACUGAUGAUUCAGAGCGCACAAUAGCGGGUCGAGUGGAUUCACAGGAUUCCACGGUUUCUGAUGGAGAGAACGCAGAUCCUCGCUGUUUUCGGCAGAAUAGUGUCAGUAGUGUGUCUCAGUCACUACGGGAAUGGGAUAUCCCUUAUGACGAGCUUGACCGUGGAGAAGUUAUUGGCCGUGGUCGAUUUGGCAUUGUGUAUUCAGGAAACUGGCAUGGGCAUGUGGCCAUUAAAGAACUCCGUAUGGAUUAUGUGAAUGAUGAAAAAACCCUCGAGGCAUUUAAAGCUGAAGUGAGCACAUUCCGCAAGACUCGCCAUGAAAACCUGGUGUUGUUCAUGGGGGCAUGCAUGAAGCCUCCCCGACUGGCAAUAGUAACAAGUCUGUGUAAGGGCAGGACACUCUAUACUCACAUUCAUGUCCAGAAAGACAAGUUCAACAUGUCCAAGACCAUCAUGAUUGCUCAACAAAUUUCACAGGGUAUGGGCUACCUUCAUGCUCGAGGAAUAGUUCACAAGGACCUUAAAACUAAAAAUAUUUUUCUGGAGAGUGGCAAGGUUGUCAUCACUGACUUUGGCCUGUUUAAUGUUACCAGACUUUGUCAUGAUACCAGACGAGGCAACUGGCUAAGUAUUCCUCCGGGCUGGUUGUGUUACCUUUCUCCGGAGGUCAUGAGAAACCUACGUGUAGCUCAGAAGCAAGAUGAUGGCCUCCCUUUCACUACUUACUCUGAUGUCUAUGGUUUUGGGACAGUAUGGUAUGAGCUGCUGUGUGGAGAGUGGCCUCAUAAAGGAUUGCCGCCAGAGGCCAUCAUCUGGCAGGUUGGACGGGGCAUGAAGCCAUCGUUGGCCAACCUACAAGCUUCACGUGAUGUUAAGGACAUCCUCAUGGCCUGUUGGAGUUACCGGCCAGAUGAAAGACCAGAGUUUUCCACCAUGCAAGCCAACCUCAACAAAUUGCCCAAAAAGCGACUCCACCGUUCACCAUCCCAUCCCAUUCAUCUCUCGCGGUCAGCAGAGAGCGUUUUCUAAGCAAGGUGGCAGUGAAUUUAAGGAUGCUUUUGUAUUAUUUUGAAAGAUGUGUAAACACAACUUGGAUCUGAAACCAGCAAUCUAAGUGUGUCAAACUGCUAGUGUACUUCUCCAGUAUUGAUUAUUAUCAUCAAAAUAAUUCUUAUGUACUUGCAUUGUACCAAUGCAUUGAUUACUGAAACCUGUUAAUGAGAAAAUUGGUUGUCCAUAAUGUAAAGCUGUAAUAUCUUGGUAAUUUUUAUUACAUUAUGUUGAUUUGUUGAACAGGAAAAAAAAAAUAAUAAUAAUAUAUAUAUAUAUAUAUA
Molecule: messenger RNA, 3698 nt
Organism: Homarus americanus (American lobster)
Lineage: Eukaryota; Metazoa; Arthropoda; Malacostraca; Decapoda; Nephropidae
Product: kinase suppressor of Ras 2-like
Exons: 19
Coding region: 184-3393 (1069 amino acids)
Biological process (GO): protein phosphorylation
Molecular function (GO): ATP binding; protein kinase activity
Source: RefSeq, a predicted model, not a curated record